This is a messenger RNA of Cryptomeria japonica (Japanese cedar), 486 nucleotides long. Its product is annotated as monooxygenase 2-like. The record is from RefSeq and is a predicted model, not a curated record. The transcript has 4 exons. Lineage: Eukaryota; Viridiplantae; Streptophyta; Pinopsida; Cupressales; Cupressaceae. Bases 1 to 486 code for a protein of 161 amino acids.
AUGGAGACUGAGUUUGAAGGGUUUGUCAUCACGGGAGCAGGAAUUGCUGGUCUUGCCACUGCUCUUGCUCUUCACAGCAUGGUGUUGGAAAAAGCAGAGAGUCUGCGUGCAACAGGAGGUGGAAUCGAAAUCUGGACUAAUGCUUGGAAGGCUCUCACCGUCCUUGGCAUUGCAGACUACCUCCGCGAACAACAUCCCAUUCCAUUACAGAGUUUUGAGUUGAUCACUCUCGAUGGAGGUGGAAUGAUUCGGAAUUUCUCUCUCCAAGCGAAUGACAGGUGCGUAAAAAGAACAGCUUUACUGGAGGCUCUGGCCACACUAGCUCUUCCUCCGGUGACCAUUAAAUUCAACAGUAGAGUCCUCCGUGUGCGGCAAUCUCUGAGCUCCAAAUAUUCGUCGGAAACGGAGCUGGAAGAUGGAACCGUCAUCAGAGCAAAGUUAAGACAAAAUAUAACCAGAUCCACAAAGAAACAGAAGAAAUAUUGA